AUACAAUCCUGCUGUAGGUAGCAGUGAUUUCUCUCAUGCUCUUACUAAACUGACUAGUCCGAGUAGUCUGAGUACACUCUCCUCUGUUAUGUAUUCAACUAGUAAGAAGUUAGAGUUUGGAUCUGAAUUUGAGCCAAUUACUGGUUCAGAAAGAGAUGAAAUACUUGAGUGUUUGUUUCCUGAUUCUGUUCCUGGUAGCAGUGUCUCUGGCCAUGAACAAUUAACUGAAGAUUCUCUCACUCGUGAAUUAAAGUCAGCUCCUCCUAAUAGUCUCACAAUGCGUCUAGCCAAAGCUUUCUGUAACAUUCAUAAUGAUUAUGGUCUUAAAGCAAUGGCUCAUAUUUGGUAUGAAGUGAUACAGGAACUACGCUACAGGUGGGAGAGUGGUAAAGCGUUACCAAGUUUAGGGAAGAGUCAUCCUGACAUGUCUUGUUGUCUCUUACAUCAGAAAUUACAGAUGUUAAACAACUGUAUACUACACAAGAUAUCACAUGCUAAGAGACUCCACUACUCUCAGCUAUCAGCAGAGACUUCAGAAUCCAAACUCUCCCCUAGCCCUCAAGAGCAGAGCCCAACCUCUAGUCUCAGUUUUAGUCAGCGAAUACAACGUCAGACAUCAAGCGAGCAACAGCCACUCCCACAAACCCCUCCCUCAUCAACCGGGUAUCACAAGAGCACCAGCAGUGAUAGUGAUGAGGAGUUCUUUGAAGCUCAGGAGACCUUUGAAGAACACCAUAAGGAAGACUUUAGUACUUCUUCAGUGUCUUCGCUAGACUCAAAAACAAAAAAGCUUUUGGAGCAUAUAGUGCCUCAACUCUGCAUUUACUGUAAUCAAAUUUUGAUAUCAUUAUUACUCAUUAAUUUUAAUCCAGGCUUUAUCAUUUGGAGUCACUCAUCAGCCCAAUAUGCUUGAGUG
Molecule: messenger RNA, 916 nt
Organism: Amphimedon queenslandica
Lineage: Eukaryota; Metazoa; Porifera; Demospongiae; Haplosclerida; Niphatidae
Product: rab3 GTPase-activating protein catalytic subunit-like
Exons: 7
Coding region: 89-913 (274 amino acids)
Biological process (GO): positive regulation of GTPase activity
Molecular function (GO): GTPase activator activity
Source: RefSeq, a predicted model, not a curated record